AUGGUCUCGCACGACAUAUCUGCACGUUGCUCCCGCAAACGAGUGACAAAGGCGUGUCAACGAUGCAAAUGCAGUGGAGACGCUCCAUGCGAGUCCUGCAAAGCCACAAACGCCGUUUGUACCUAUCGAGAGGGUAAACCAAAGAGGCAUCGGGUGUUCACACAGAGUUAUGUGCAACUCAUCGAAGACCAACGCGAUCUGCUCGUCCGUGGCCUGCGAGAGCUUUACCAACGAACGGUCACAGGAGGAAGCAUCAAACGGAUAGCUAGCGAUCGACCAUUAUCCGUGAAUGACAUAUUAUACAAUCUGGGCAUAUAUGAUGCGCCAACCGAGGAUUCACCCAAAACACCUCCCACCCCCCUGCAGCUACGGGAGGAGUGCACCGAAAAGGAAGACGAGAGGAAAGAUCGAUACCCAGACACAAUCCAACCGAACACCGACGUACAAUCGUGCCCUAACCAAUGGUACGGGGAUACCGGCAGUGUAUUUUCGGAUUUCCUGUACUCGCCAUCGUCUUUCAGCUUCUCGCCUAGCAUCUCAUCACUGCCUGAUUGCCCGACAUACAUGAGCUCUGUCAUCACGCCAGACGUCGGGCCUCCAUUUCAAAUGAACCCAUCUUCAUGUAUGAUUGCGGAAGGUAACACAACGUACAGCGGGGCUCUUGACCAGCAAAAGACUGAGGCAGAUGGGCUGCAAAUCGUGUCAGAAGACGUCUCUACAACAGCAGACGGCAAUAUUCUCUCGCCGUGGGCGAUGUACCGGAUCGCCCUGAAUGCCCCAAAUUCUGCGCUGUACGAGCCUCUCGGCACUGCAUUUUAG
Aspergillus aculeatus ATCC 16872 is the source of this 819-nucleotide messenger RNA. RefSeq lists its product as uncharacterized. Gene Ontology annotation, biological process: regulation of DNA-templated transcription. NCBI's taxonomy places the organism in Eukaryota, Fungi, Ascomycota, Eurotiomycetes, Eurotiales, Aspergillaceae. The record is from RefSeq and is a predicted model, not a curated record. The transcript has 3 exons. The coding region runs from base 1 to 819 and encodes 272 amino acids. Gene Ontology annotation, molecular function: zinc ion binding; DNA-binding transcription factor activity, RNA polymerase II-specific.